Gilbertella persicaria is the source of this 828-nucleotide messenger RNA. Its product is annotated as S-adenosyl-L-methionine-dependent methyltransferase. Bases 1 to 828 code for a protein of 275 amino acids. The transcript has 6 exons. NCBI's taxonomy places the organism in Eukaryota, Fungi, Mucoromycota, Mucoromycetes, Mucorales, Choanephoraceae. The record is from RefSeq and is a predicted model, not a curated record.
AUGCCUUCAAAAAGAGAUUUUCAUGAUAGUAAAUCUUCCACUUAUUGGCUACCUAAAGAUGAUGAAGAGCAAGACAGACUUACGGGUCAACAUUUUGCUGUUAAAGAACUUUUUGAAGGAAACAUGUUGACAAGUGUUGCAGAAAAACUUGAUUUUACAAAGAACCUUUCUAUCUUGGAUGUUGGUUGCGGCUCUGGUUCAUGGCUUAUGGACAUGGCCAGUGAUUAUCCUCAAUGUACUUUUGAAGGCUGUGAUAUUGUCGAGGUCACAAAUAAGAACAUUGCACCACCUCAAGUUCAUUUUUGCUACGGCGAUGUACUUAAAGGACUUGAAUACUCUGAUAAUUCAUUUGAUUUUGUUCAUAUGCGUUUGUUUAUCCUUGCUUUACGUGAAAAUGAAUGGCCUGCAGUUAUCAAAGAACUGAUCCGAGUAACAAAACCUGGUGGAAUAAUUCAAUUGCUCGAAAUUGAUUUAAAGAAAAAAAAAGAAUUUAACCAUGGAUUAGUCCAUAUUGCAUGUGCUGCCAGAGGUCAAGAUCCUCGUAUUGCAAUUAAGCUAGACUCUUUGUUAGCUGCGAAUGACAAUAUCAAGGUUGUUCAGACAGAUUAUCGCUCAGUAGAUAUGGCUUCUAACACGGCUACUGCAAAAAAGUUUCUUUGGGAUUGGAAACAAACUGUCAAGAGUAUGAUGCCUGUUGUGGGUCCAAAAAUAGGAUUAGCAACAGCUGAAGAACAGCAGAAGUUUAUUAAAUUACUUGUACAAGAUGCAACCACUUCAGGCGCUCAAACGUGCAUGAAUGGUGUGGCUGCUCAGAAAUUACAUGAAUAG